GGGGGUGGGGAGCUGCCCCCCCCCCUCCUCCUCCUCCCGAGUUGUGUAGUCAGGGUUGUAAUGGCCGACUGUACAGCGGGUGCCGAUGUCUGUGCUAAGAAGUGCCUUGUCAAGUUGUGGCUGCUAGACCCUGCGUGUUAGCCUGGCCGCCGCCGCUGCUACUGCUGCUUCUGUCCGUCAGCACCCUGCUGCUGCUGCUACCUGCUGCUGCUAUUUGCCAAGCAAGACCCACACAACCUCAAGCCCGGGCCGCAGCUGUCAAACAAAAACAUCUUCUUGGUUCUUCUCUUCCCACACCUUGGACGUGAAAUUGUUAAAUAAACAAACAACAACAACGAAAAUUAUAAAAAAAAAUCUCGCCACUGCAAGUGAAGAGAGGUUGUUUGUCAGAAGGUGGUGGGAGGAAUUUGAUUACUGUGGGCGAGAAGAAAGGAAGGGGGGGGGGAGAAAAAAACAAGUUUAGAAACGUACAAAAAAAUCUCCACUGCCGAGCGGGAAGAGAAACGUGCAAGAAUUAGUUUUAUAUUAAUCCUACCUUGAGUCACUUGGUCUCCUGCUCCGUGGGUAGCAAGGGGGAAGUUGACUCAGCCAUUGGCGGAGACGGUCUCCAGCGUCGUCAUUUUUCUUGCCCUUAACAUGCUGUUUUCUAGGCAAGGGCCAGACAGCGCGAUGGCCGUGCGGGACACGCGAUGGUUGACGUUGGAGGUGUGCCGGGAGUUCCAGCGGGGCACGUGCAGCCGCGUGGACACAGAGUGCAAAUUCGCUCACCCACCAAAGUCGUGCCAGGUGGAGAACGGCCGUGUCAUCGCCUGCUUCGACUCACUUAAGGAUCGCUGCACUCGCGAGAACUGCAAGUACCUGCACCCACCGGCACACCUCAAGACGCAGCUCGAGAUCAACGGACGCAACAACCUGAUCCAGCAGAAGAAUGCUGCCAUGCUGGCGCACCAGAUGCAGUUUGCGGCUGUGGCCGGGGUGCUGCCCGGCUCGCAGCUCCCGCCCGUGCAGUGGCACCAUCUAUACAGCACUGGUGGGGAGGACUGUGGGAGGCCUGCGACAAAACUGUGGAACCUCUCUGCCCGUAACCCUGCGCUAGCGAUGCAGAUGUUCCCGGUGUCGCCGGGGCUUCCGACGACGCAGUCCGCGGCGUCGUCGCCCUUCAACCCCUACUUGGCGCCCGUGUCUCCGGCCAUGAGCCUCGUGUCGGCCACCGACCUCUCGCUGGGAAACCCCGUGCUGCUGUCGGGCAGUCCCACGGUCCCCAGCGGGCCCGUCAACUCGGGGCCCUCCAACCAGGCGCAGCAGGCCAGCGGGAGCAAGUUGGUGCGUGCCGACCGCCUCGAGGUGUGCCGCGAGUUCCAGCGCGGCAACUGCAGCCGCGGAGAGAGCGAGUGCCGCUUCGCGCACCCGGCCGAGAGCACGGCGGUGGACUCGGCAGACAACACGGUGACCGUGUGCAUGGACCACGUGAAGGGCCGUUGCUCGCGUGACAAGUGCAAGUACUUCCACCCGCCGCUGCACCUGCAGGCGAAGCUCAAGGCCAGCCAGCAGGCAGCGCAGCAGCACCAGCAUCAGCACCAGCACCAGGCGGCGGCGGCGGCCGCGGCUCAGGCAGCCGCAGCGGCGAUGGCCCAGUCGGCUGCUGUCCAAUCGCUCAAGCGACCCCUCGAGGCCACCUUUGACCUGGCGCUACCCCCCGGAUUCCUUGCUCCGUUACCAAAGAGAGCAGCACUUGACAAAGCCAACGGGGCCACGGCAAUGUUCAGCCCCAGCGUCCUGCACUACCAGCAAGCCCUAGCCAGCAUGCAACUCCAGCAGCAGGCCACCUUCCUCCCACCUGACCCAAGUCAGUGGCACGAAUAUGCACAUAUGAUGGGGAGGACGUACGGACGACUGUCUCAAGGCACCGUGCUGUGCAUGCCGCCCACCACAAGCCUGGAUUGUGCCACCAGCGUCGCGUCACGAGACCAGGCAUCCAUUUGGAUCACUCAGAGUGCAGUGCAACCCAUGAUGUCAGAGAACGGCCUUCCCACCCACCCGCACUACCACAUGAGAAUCCCCAUGAUUCCUGGCCCCGCGGGAAGCCCAGUGUCAGCCACGGCUUCGCCCAACAGCAGCCUACCCUUCGUCACAUCCUCCAGCGCUAACCAGGGAAGCACGUGGGCAGUGUUGUGGUGUGUUCCAGACUUUGACGUGCAGGGUGGUGCGGCAAGGAUGCUCAGCUGAGUGGAUGCACCCCAUUGUAACGCACUCGGACGUCCGUCGGCGGUCCACGUAACCCGAGCGUAGGAGUACCGGGGCGGGUUUCGAGAUUUUGACGUGGGUUUGAGAUAUCCACCAAAUUAUUUCUUGUACAUAAACAUGUACGAAAGUACAAGAUUACUAUUUUGGUGCUUUUGUAAGUUUAGCACCGGUGCGCAAAUGCAUAUUUUAAAUUAAAAACGUCGAUGACUCUUAUCAGAUAAUUAAGCCCGUGGCCAAAGUAAAAGCGGCUGGGAAUCCUCCCCCCCCCCUUACUACACACAUUGGCAUGGUCCACAGUGCACUGCUACACGAGGGUAAGGUUGGACAUAUCCACUUCAUGCAAAGGGUAAGGCACCUGCAUUUCAUCCUCCAUGGCUGUGGGUCAUCACUCCCGCAAAAAAAUGGAACCACUCCAGAGUUAACGUUUUUUUUACCUCUGCUCAUCUCUAAAAACCGGCCUGAUGUGUGUUACUUGCGCGCACAUGGCAAGUAUCUGCUACUGAUAGCAGAGAGAGUUCCAUUUGUUUGUGGGUUGUGGGUAAGGUUGCAACACCCCCUCUCUCGACAUUUGCUGCACUUUCCCCAAUGAAUUGUCUUCUCCUCCUGCUGCCCCCUCGUUGCUCCGGCUUGGCUCGCUCGAUUGGCCUCCUUUUCUUCCAGGCGGCUCUUGAAGGGACGCUGCUGAAUUCUGUCGCGCAUCCGCUCGCGCCCGCAUCCUGACAAUCGUAUUUGCGCCCACGUGCUCCGCCGGUGUGUCAGCCUUUUCAGCAAAGGGGGCAGACGUUAAUCGACGCUGGCGUUGUGGCUGAACACGCAAUGCACUUUGGCCGGCUUAAAGCUUCCCCGUGGGAGGAUUUUUUUUUUAUAUUUGGUCAAAUUGCAAACGAAAUAAAUUAAUCAGUUUCCCUGUUAGAGAUUUGCAGCAAAAUUCCGUUUGCAUAUUUUUGCCCGACCUGCCUUAUAUGUUCACGGUUGUCUGUGUGUGCAGCUGUUUUAAAAUGCUCUUCCUGGCUGUGGGAAAGAUAUUUUGCAGGUUUGAAAAUAGGCAUUAUGCUUGAAGUGGAGCCAACGAUAUGUGACACGUGUCAAGGAUAAAUGUUAGUGUGUUUUGUUGGUAAACAGCUGUAAAAGUUUUAAAUUAGUUUGAAAUCGUUGCCAAUACGAAGCAUAUAUAUGGUGUUGUAUGAACAGUUGUAUGGCCUAUGGUUACUUGCAUUUAGAAUACAAUUUGCAUUAAUAUGUAAUCGUAAAUUAUUAAUGGUUGUGCAAAAUCCAAUUCAGAGGAGGGGUAAUCACAUUUCUUUGGAUAUUUUCCAGAUGCUUGAAGCCUUGCUUCGAAUGUUGGAUAUAAGUGUAUAUUUUAGUUUUGCUUUAUUUUGCAUUGCUACGGGAAGAGUCCUUAGAUUCGUGCGGUGUGCUCCACAUUUUCAUUGCUCAGUGCGAGCUUAUUUAUUCAGCCUCUUAGAUUUACGAGCCCAAGACCUGUUAAACGUUGCAAUUCUUUACGUACUAUUUUAAACAAUUUAUCUGAUUUGUUAUAUAUAUGUGUGUGUGUGUGUUUAAACUGCCUUAGACGUCACCAUCAAAUGAACGCAGAAGUAGCGGUAGGAAUGAGCACCGGCGAUUUUGACUUGGCGAGGGAAGCGAUGUGGAUUUUGACUUGGCGAGGGUAGCCUCCCGACAGGACGGACUUGGUCGCGCCGUGGAAAUCCGCGAUGCGGUUUUGCCUCUCCCGGCCAGUCACCGGGCCAGUUGGAAACCGAGGAAGUGCCAAGUCUCGUUCCCCAGCUCUUACUGUAGAUCAUCAGUUGCUGCACCAUCAUUGCCCAACUCUUAUUGUAGAUCAUCAGCAGCACCAUCCUCAUUCCCCAACUCUUCCCUUGGCUCAUCAGUUGCACCAGCGUCAUUCCCCAACUCUUACUGUCGCUCAUCAGCAGCACCAUUCUCAUUCCCCAACUCUUACUGUAGAUCAUCAGCAGCACCAUCCUCAUUCCCCAGCUCUUACUGUAGCUUAUCAACAGCACCAUCCUCAUUCGCCAACUCUUACUGUCGCUCAAUAGCACCAUCCUCAUUCCCCAGCUCUUACUGUAGCUCAUCAGCAGCACCAUCCUCAUUCCCCAACUCUUACUGUAGAUCAUCAGCAGCACCAUCCUCAUUCCUCAACUCUUACUGUCGAUCAUCAGCAGCACCAUCAUUACCCAGCUCUUACUGUAGCUCAUCAGCCGCACGAGCGUCAUUCCCUGGCUCUUACCGUAGAUCAUCCGUUGCACCAUCCUCAUUCCCCGGCUCUUACCGAAGCUCAUCGGUUGAACUAGCCUCCUUACCCGGCUCUUAUCGUACCUCGGGUUUCUUAUGGGGAAUGUGGCAGCUGAGCACGUCAGGCUUUGAGCUGGUUUAAAUGUCUUCCAGGGGAACUUAUUUCUAUUCUGCUGAAGCUUUUUUAGUUACCUACUCCCCCAACUUUAUCCCGAUUGUGCUGUUGGCGUUGCGUCACGAAAAUGAAGAAUCCAUUUGGCAAUCUCGCAGCGAAGUGAAACCUUCCCAUGUCGGAGAAUGGCUCACGAAAGAGCUUCCUCUGAAAUCCCUUAAAGUUAAUUGUUCUCCAAAGUAGAACGCAGCAGUAGAUAUAUCACGGAUAAUGCCGAGUAUGAGAUGAGGGCUUUGUAAUUCGUGAAUUCUGAGAGUAAUUACAUCUCUUACCGAUCAUAGGACCUGGUUUGGUCGCAGGUAUUGUUUGUGCAACAGUUGUUCGUAAAGACGUUUGUACUCGGCGCAGAGAAUGGCCGCACCUCUGAUAGCUGAUGCCAAACUGUGCCACGCCCUCCCGCAUGGCCUUUUACGUCAUCGGAAUGGAAUUGGAAGAGAAACGGAUGACGUUAUACAUACGUCUUCGGAAAGGGUUAAGACCAGUCGGAAAAUCCACCCUUGGUGUCUCCUUCCAUAUGGUUGCUAGAAACUUUAUAAUCCUUCUUAAGCUCUCUUUUCUUUCACCCCCUCCUGUUUUAUUCAAAUUGUGCGAUAUCGUGUAAUCACACCAUGAGAGAGCAAAGUGUAUUCGGAACGCUUGCAGAGUAGUGUAUCAGCCUGUAUUGCGGACAACAUAUAACUUCUCCUGUGAGUUACAUUGCAGUGAAACCAAUAAUUUUAGUUAGCCGAAAUUGUCUCCAGCCAAAGUAAGUGGAAAAUCCAAUUUUACAUGUUUUUUUUAAGAGUCAUUGGUGACCAGGCAGAAAACCAUCGGCUCACUAAACUUCAGAGUCCAGUUUCAUCAUGGGCAGCUGAAAACCCAGACUCAAAUGAAGGACUUCAGCUCUUCGACCGCUGAGUCACGCGGACACCUCGUAAACUUUUAUUAUCAGCGUCCUUUCUGUCGACUUUUGCGUGUAACUGUAGAGGCCAUGGCACCCGAGAGGGUUCCCACUGCCUUCACGUGGGUCAUCUGUGCGGAUUGGGGCUUGUCGUCUGAAUGGAAUCUCACCUGGUGAAACAGCCAGUUGUGUGCCAUCUGCGACUAUUUGAUGGAGCGAGUAGUGUGGGUUCCUCGCCGUCAAGUUAACUUCGGUUUCAGAAGCAAAAAGUCAAAAGUGUGGUGGUCACAUGGGCUGCAAAGGUCAUUUGCAUUGGUCACUUGUGGACCUGCCUGGGGUCUUGGAAAAUAAUUGCGCGUGUCGAUGCUGCUGGUAAGCGUACCGAUUGGCUCGAAUUGCACCGGCCUUCCCCCCCCCCGCCCCCCCCCCCCCCGUGCGUGCAAUUGCAGCGUGAACCGCAUCGGCGCGUGAUGAUGUUAGCGUUUACUCGCACAAACACGUGCAAUGAUUAUAAUUAUCAUGGCUUCACAAAUAACACUUUUGCGGUUAUUGUCUCGGUCUAAUGAACGCCUUAAUAACCACUGCCUUAAAAAAAAAAUGUUUGCGUCAUUUACCCAGUAAUUAGGCAAAGGGGAGAAGUGAAGGCAGAACAUGACUUAAAUGAUCAUCGCCCGCAGAAUGCGCCAAGGGAGCCACUCGCUGCAACGGUAGCAGCCAGCGGACUUACAUUUUAAUGAAGCUAUCCGUCCAUAUGCCUCUUAAUUGGCAGGCCCCUUCACGGCAGCGCUUCCGCAGAUUUCAGUUGUCCCUGCUUGGUUAACGGCUCAUCAUUGCGCGCGCGUGUUCGCUGUCUUCUUGCCCCCCCCCCCCGCCCCACCCCCACCCCCUGACUGACCCCUCUUGGCACCUGCCUGUUCCCUGCUCACUGUGCUCACCCCCU
Molecule: messenger RNA, 6492 nt
Organism: Petromyzon marinus (sea lamprey)
Lineage: Eukaryota; Metazoa; Chordata; Hyperoartia; Petromyzontiformes; Petromyzontidae
Source: RefSeq, a predicted model, not a curated record